CGGCGUAAGAAAUGGAAUGAUUGCAAGAGCAUCUCUCACAGAACAGUACCAUGGAUAUCGUCGAAGAACGGAGGCAUUCUCAAAAUGGAAUAUUCGUUAUCAGCAAUGCAGAUGUUGAAGUUGUUCAACAGGGGGCAAAGGAUAACACCGACGAUGAAGCAGAUUUAGAAACGGCACUAACUGAAAGUGGUUUUGGAAAAUUCAACAUUUUAUUGUUGCUACUGUCAUUCCCUGCAUCAUGCACUGCUAACUUCGAAACCGGAUCUAUGUCCUAUGUGAUCCCAGCUGCGUCCAAAGACUUAGGCCUUACUCCAAAAGAUAAAGCUAUGCUUCAAUCAGCAUGUUUUGCAGGUAUGAUAUCUUCUGGAUUGUUCUGGGGAUUCCUAUCGGAUGCCCUUGGCAGGAAAAAGCUGCUCGUCAUUGGCUUCCUAGCAGAUGGCAUCUUGAAUGUCCUGGCUGGAGCAUUCCCAAUCCUUUCACUGAUGAUAGUCUUCAAGUUCCUCUCUGGCUUCAUGUUCUGUGGGCCAUUUUCAAUUUUCACCACAUAUGUCUCAGAGGUUUUUCUGAAAAAGAGACGAAAUAUAGCUGUCUUGUCAAUGGGAACAUAUAGUGCAAUAGGCCAGAUUGCACAAGCAGGUCUCGCAAUGUUGAUAAUUCCAGCACAAGUUCCCAGUUAUAUACCCUUCAAAUCAUGGCAGCUCUUCCAGAUGGUUUGUGCUCUACCUCCUCUUAUCACUGCUAUAGGCUGUAUCUUCUUUGUUGAAUCGCCGAAAUUCUUGAUUGACAAAGGGAAUCAUGAAAAAGCUCUCAAAGUAUGCCAGACUAUAUAUUCCAUCAAUACUGGUAACCCUCCUAAUACUUAUCCGAUAAAAAAGCUGAAGUAUAAGAAUGCCAAAAGUAAGAAUAGAUCUAAUUACUCCAAAUUCAUGAAUGGAAUGGACAUCUUUAAACCUCCUUUCAUAAAUAAGGCAGUGAUAAUAUUCUUCAUUCAUACAGGAGCGGUCGGCUUAAAUAACAUUUUGCGAUUAUGGUUACCAGAAAUUUUUUCGUUGGUCAGUUCAUCAAACUUGGAUCCAAAAGAAGGACUUUGCCCACUCCUACAAGAAGGUAACUUGGCGAGAGCUAAUUUAACCUCAGAAGCAUUAAAGAAUGAGGAUGUUUAUUUUAAAAUGAUGUUGGUAAAUGCUGGUUGUUUAUUCGGCCAUAUUUGUUUCUUGCUCUUAGUCACUGUUGUAGGAAAGAAGAUAAUGGAACUUGGCUGUGUCAUAGUGGCUGGAAUUAGCUCAUUCAUUAUACCUUUAAUCAGCGCAGAAUACGUCACCAUUUUGGCCUCAAUCAGUUUAACUCUUUACAACAUUUCUAUCUUUUGUAACAUAAAUAUAAUGGUGGAGAUUUUUCCAACAAGAAUGAGAGCAACGAGUGUUAGUGUUUUAAUGCUAUUCGCAAGGAUUGGAACUUUUUCUUUGAAUUUUCUCAUUGCUAACCUUAUUUAUAAUUAUUGUGAAUACUUAUUUUAUGGUUUUACCAUCUAUUCUUUGGUAAUGGCUGCUCUGAUACUGAUUAUACCACAAAAACCUAUAGAAGAGAAAGUUGUAAACACUCUAAAACAGAAUGGAGCAACUGGCCUGAAUGUUUUGCCUAGCAAUACAAGGAGUUCUAUGCUAUGAUCUCAAUUACCAUUGAAUCGAGUCAUUAAUUCUUAGUUUUGUACUUGACAAUUUAAGCAGUAUUAAUAGUAAAAUAUUUAUCAAAGGAAUAAUUUAAUUUUGUUAUACCUACUGAACAUCAGCAUCUAACAUCUGAAGAUAUUAUUGUCCAAGAGUUGGCUUAUAAAAAGCCGACUAUUAAUAAUAAAAGGCUUAGCGAAUCCGAAAGUUCAGUGCAUACUUCCAUCGAAUGAUUGCUGAGCAAGCCGAACUCUACAAGAUUAGCCUUGACAAAAUCCUCCCUUUUUCACUUUAGUGUAUCCCUUAGCACAGCACUUAUUAACCUUUUAAGAAUUCACUACGAAACAUAACAAGUUUAUAUGCCUGCUAUCACCUGAAUUAUAUGUAUUGGGUACUUUUCACACAAUUAAAUAUUGUGUAGCCAUCUAAAUUCUCCAUCUCAGCUUGUCUUUCUUUGGUCCAAAUGUUCUAUGCAAUUUUUUGUUUUCAAAAACUUUAAGGUAUACCUUAAUUCAAGCGGCCACAAUUUGCAUCUUUAAAGGUCCAUAGGAAACAUAAUACUUUUGUAAAUUAAUUUUAAGUUUCAGAACAGAAGGUGGGAGCUGAUUGAUUUUGCAAAAAUAAUAAUGACCUAGCCUUAAUUUCCUCUUCAAUUUCAUUUAUUUUACUUUAAAGUUAUCAUUGACUAAAUCUCUUUUACAAGUUCACGGUGAAACUGUCACCGUUUUUGCAGCUAACCAUAUUAUAUUUUGUCUUAUCCAUAUUUAAUUCAAUCCUCAACUAGUUUUUUUACUUCAUUUCAUAUUUGUUUUUGGAUUUAGUUUUAUAAUUUCUGUGUCUAUACUUAGUAGCGCCUAAUCAUUGAUGGAACAAAUUACCGAUAUUUUGCCACCCAGAUCAUAACCUUUUUCGGUAAAUAUCACAUUUCUACUGGCAUUUUCUAAUACUAUUUUAAAUAGUACUGGUGAAAAAAUAUCACUUUUUAUUUACACCCGGGCAAACCGCAAAAUUCUAACUAUAAUGAAUGUUCAGUCAUGCUCAUUCUUACUAAAAUUACUAACUUUUUCGGUAUACUAAGCUCAAUCUGAAUAUUAUACAACUUCUUAAGGUCAAUGGAAUAUUAUAUAUAUAUAUCAAAUGAGAACUCCGGGUGUGAAGAAGAAAAACUGUAUUUUGCACUUGUUACAUGAUUACUACUACAUGAUCACCUGGUGUGAACCAAGGCGAUUGUUGAACAUAAGACAAUGGGAUAAUUCGAGAGCGGGUAUAUAUUAGGGAAGGCAGAGAGGUCAGUAACAUUGGCAUUGAAAUAGCUUGUAAAUAUUGUUAUAUUAUGUUAUGUCAGUUUCUACUUUGUCUACGUUGUGACAUUGGCAUCAGGGUUUACAGAUAAUAUUAUGACAUAAUAUUCUGGUGCGUUGUCCGCUCCUGGAGGUAACUCAAAAACCAACCUCUUUAAUUUUUGAAGAUUAAUAAUUUAAUUUCUUAACUUUAAUUUACUAACACUUGAGAAGAGCUUUGUAAAACAAACUCUUACCAGAGUAUUCUAAAUUUUAGUUUGAAGUGAAACAAAUGUUUCAGAUUGGACAGCAUUAUAUAAUUUCUUUAUAUUAUUAAUUUUUACAGUAAUAGUUGAUGAUCAACUGCAGGUUGGCAUAUGUCAGAUACAAUGGAUCUAUGGAGGGUUAAAAACCAAAAUAUUUGCAAAUGAAAAAGGUCAAUUUCCAUUUUCUGAGUUUGCUAAUUCAAAGUGAAAACAUCUUUUUUAUUUUCACUUACCUAUGUAUGGUAUAUAUAGCAAGAGAAAGUAUUGCAACCGUGAAAAUUUAUUUGAAACAAUUGAUCAUUUCAUAUUAAUCUAUAAUAUAAAAUAUAGUUAAAUAUGAAAAAAAAUUGAUAAUUAAGGAGAUAUUAAAGAUCUAACAGAGAAUAGUUAUAAUUCAGGAACCAAAGAAAUACCAGUGCACCCGAAAGAUUAAAACACGCUUCCAUACGUAACAUGAGCUUAGUAUAAUGACUGCAGCAAUAUUUUGUAAAUAUACAUAUGCGGUUUUCAUAAAUGCUAUUGUUGGUAUUAUUUAAUAUUUAAUUGUAUGUGAGGAGUUGGUAGGGGAGUGCGGUCAAAUGAAUACAAAACUUUUAAAAAAUAGAAUUUUUAAUUGUUAAGCCAUAUUUUUAGUUGACCAUGUUUUACAAUUAAAAAUACUAUUUUUUAAAAAUUUAGUGUUUAUUAAUCUGGUUUUAUGUUCCACUUUUAAUGAGGGAGAGAUCUAAUAACCAAGGAUCCUUUUCUUAGGGAUCUACUAUUGAAACAAUGAAUCAAUCUUUGAAACUGAGUUUCAACGAUUACAAUACUGAGUAGUAUUUACUUAAGUAUAGCUGAUGAAUAUUGCUUAACUGAAGAGAUUAAGCUAAAUACUUUAUAUAUAGAAAAAGCUAAAUACUUCUUAAAGUACACUGGUCCUUCCAUGUAGUAAUUAAAAAAUGUAUAACUUUACCAACUGUAUAGACUUUUUAUAUAUUAUAGAAUAGGAAAUAAUUUUAUUCUGGGACAAAGUCCCUUUAGAAUAACAAAAAAGUAAAAUAUUAUAUCUGGUCUAGAUAAAAACUAAAAACCCAAAUUACAAAUAAAUAAAUAUUUAUUUAUAAAUAUCAAAUAUAAUAAUAAAUAUCAUUUAUUUGUUUUUAAUUGGUUGGAUUUUUUUCUUUACUGAACACCCUGACUUCUCUUCACUCAUAUAAGGUAUAAUUAUGGAUCAUGAGGAACAAAUAAAUCAAUAGUGUGAAAUUUUAUUUGAUAGAUAAACAAAGUUAUACACAGAAUUUCAUAUGAAAAACAACCAUUUUUACAUAUACAACAGAAUAUUAUUUCAAUAUUUCAAAAAUAUUGUUAUAAAAACAAUUAAAUAAAAAUCAUUUGCUAUGUGUUUUUUGGGGGUCAAUGAUUACAUAGAUCAUUAAUUUUUAGUAUUUAAAAACAGGCAACUAAUAAUAUUGUUUCAUAUAAAUAUUGAAUAGAGAAAUUUUAAUUAUUUAGUUAAAAGACUAACCAAAACACGAACACUCCAUAGAAAGUCUUUAAAAAUGUGUCUAGUACAAAUAUUAUUACGCAUAUUUUAUCAUCAAAUAAAAUUCAACUACCACACUACUCAAAUACAUUGCUAAGACAUAGAGCAUAUCAGUCUUUACAACAUUCACGUUUUAUACAUUACAGUAAUUUAACACAUUAAGUAUACACAAUGAUAAUGAAAUACAACAUACAGCAAAUUUCGAUAAGUUAAGUAGACUAACAUAAUAAAAAUCUCGAGAGAUUAAAAGUUAACGGAUAGGUACAAGUAAAAAAUAGCCACAAACUGUUGUUGAAAUCAUAAUGUUAUUAACAUUAAAUAAAGGCUAUUGUUAACUAGAAUAUAUAUUUAUUCUUCUAUAAAACUAAUAAAAGUAUAGAAUAUAUUUUACAGUGAAACUAUUAAAUAAAAGGCUGAAGAUUUUGAAAGCUUUACUACUUACAUACCUUAUUCAACCAACCUCUGUCAGUCCUUGUGAGAUACAGAUCUCUGAUCUCAACACUCGAACUUGACUAUAAUAUAUUUAAUAUAUGUUAUUUAAGUUGGAAGUUUACAGUAUUGACAUGAAAAUAUAGCAGAAAAUGUUUAAUAUGUGACUUAUCUGAGAUAAGAUAAAUAACUUUAAUCAGGAGUUCAACAGCAAUGUGUAAAAUCAUGGUCCCCAAUAUGCAAAAUCUUACAUAAAAGUGCAAGUUGGAAUUUUGAGAGAUUUGAAAAUUAUAAUUACGUAUAGAUAAAUCAUAUUACUUGACGUAUUUUCCCUGAAAAUAAUUGAAUUUCACAAUAUAUCCAAGGUCAUCGGAAAGGGUUGGGGGGCAUGUUGAAUCCAUUUCAUAAUGCCUAAAAUAUUUGGUUACUUUUAACAUCCCUGUUAACAUCAAAUUAGGUAAAAUUCACUCUUAUUUUUAUAGGUGGAACAAUGCCAUAGAAUUAGGGAUGAAUCUCAGUCUAAAUUUUUGAGAAAUUAGUUAUUUUUUUACUUUGCACACUUCUGAAUCGACUAAGUGGUGUACAUUUUGGAGCCUCAAAUUACUUUUCCCAAUCCUCACCAAAUCAAUUUUCUUUUGUUUUAGUAAUAAGCCGCAUUCAGAUAUCACAAUUUACAUUUAGGUAUCUAAGCACAGGAGAUUUUAAAUGUUGACAGGAUAUAAACAAAAUGAAACAGACUUUACUUUUGUAAUAAUACAAUUGCCAUGAUUGACAACAACAAAGAAAAAAAAAUGGAUGAGAAUAUCUUCAAGUAUUAAAAUUUUUUUAAACAAAAACAGGAAAAAAGAAUCUAUAUGCUCUUUCUCAUGAUAAAAGUUAUUAAUCAUGUGGCCUAUAAACUAUUAACAAUAAUGCUAAGCAAACCCAGAUACCACAAAAUAAGAAUAAAAUUUAUGUUUUUUUUUAAUGAUAGGUAAGUUUAACCUUCCUAGCUGAAAAUAAAACAGAACUAUUUCCACAACUAGUUACAUGUGUAUCAAGAAAAUAUUUCAUGAAGUGUAUGAAACUUUCAAGUUAUUGAUAAUUAAUAUUUAUGAACCAAAGUUUAAAACAAAAUAUUUGUAUACAUAAAUCAUAACAAAUAAGCAUGUAAUUAUCACAUAUAAAUUUAAAAUUGUUGUAUUACCCAAGACCUCAGUAAAAAACAAAUAUAUAAAAAUAAAAUAAAUAAAUCUUCAAUAAAACAUUGAUUUUUAUAACUACUAUUCUCAGUUCAUUUUAAAUAUUCAAUUAAAAUAAAAUCAAGGAGUUCGCAAGUGGCACCUGAUUUCAGUUUAAAACAUAACCAUUGACAGGAAAGUCUUAAAAACAGUUUUCACAUGAAGUGAAAAGUUAAAAUUAAUACAACCUACUCAAAAAUAUUGAAUAGAAUUGUUAUAUGGAUUUCAAAAAAUAUUAUGAUAUUUAUUAAUAAUAUAAUUUGACCAUAAAUCAUUCCAAAUUUGUAAAAAUAUUGAUUGGUUCGUUGUAAGUAGAAUUUUGAGAAUUGAAAAUGUUAAGAUAUUGAAUGAGAACCAAAAUCAUUCGACAUUUGGCAAAUGCGUUAAACAAUUGAUUACAUUUAAGCUUUUAUAAAUUAUAUUGAUCACAUGUUUGAAAAAUUAAAUAAAAUAAUUAAUCAUACAAUCAUUAUCGUGAAAGAUAAAAUAAAUAACAAAUAUGUGUAGCUCAGAUUUUAUUAACAAGCAAGAUGAAAUUGCACCAACAGAAAAAAAUUAUACCCGUGCCAUUACUAAAAUUGUAAUAAGUAUAAGCUUGAAAAUUCUCUGUGUGACAAAUUAGAUUAAAUAUAAUAUUACCAUCAAAUAAAUUAUGGAUACAUUUUCUACCAAAAUCAUUAAAAGCAAUAAGUAUAUGUAUUAUUGUUUGUAAAAUAAAGUAAAACUACAAUAAAUAUUUAAAAUUGUAAAUCAAAUAAUUAGAAAAAAGUGUAAUGAUAUAUUUCUUAAAUUAACUUGGGAUUGAAGUGAAGCAGACACAGAGAGGGACCAAUUGUUUUUAGCAAAACAAUAAUAUUCCUUACUAAACACCAAUAAAGCAAAGGAAUAUAAUGACUAAUACUAAUCAACAAACAGUGAUGUUUACAUCAGUUAUCUCAGCAGCAUGCAGAGUUCCGUGUUGAUGUUUUUCCAUCACCAGACAGAGUUGAACCCGGAGAAUGUUGAGGACCUAUUUUUAUUCCGUUUGCUUCAUUAUUUAUAUCGAAAACACCCUCUUGAAUCUUUUCAUAAAUUUCUUUUGCUGUAUUCAUAAAGGCUUCUUCAACGUUUGCCGAAGUUUUAGCAGAUGUCUCCAUAAAGACUAAUCCAUGUUCUCUGGCAAAAGCCUCUCCAUCUUCCUUUUUAACUUCUCUCCUAGAUUCAAGAUCACUUUUAUUACCAAUCAACAUAAUGACCAUAUUGGAAUUCGAAUGCUGCCUAGCGUCGUCAAGCCAUGAAGACAGGUGAUUGAAUGUUUCCUGCCUCGUCACAUCAUACACUAACAAGGCACCAGCAGCUCCUCUGUAAUAAGAACGCGUAAUCGAGCGAAAUGCUUCCUGACCAGCAGUAUCCCAAAUCUGAAGUUUUAUGUGUUUACCAUCAAUUGUUACCAUUCGAGCACCAAAUUCAACACCAAUGGUUAAGUCAUGAACUGGCUGAAAUCUUUUAUCAGUAAACUGUAAAAGCAAACAGGACUUUCCAACUCCUGUGUCUCCAAUUAUAAUAUACUUGAAGAGGUAGGAAUAUGACAUAUUGGCAUUUAUUCAAACACUUAUCUGUUGAUAUAAUAUGUUUGUUACGACACAAAACAAUUAUAUUCAAAACACUAAAACUCAAAAUCCCCGAAAAGUUGUUACCCUUAUCUUUUUAGAAUAUAUUUUGUUAACUAAUGUUAGCUAUGAUUUCUUUUAAGUAUGGUUACAACAGAACAAUGAAAAAAGAUUAUAAAUACUAGUGAUGGCAACUUUC
This is a messenger RNA of Nezara viridula (southern green stink bug), 8172 nucleotides long. The record is from the annotation of a GenBank genome assembly. Lineage: Eukaryota; Metazoa; Arthropoda; Insecta; Hemiptera; Pentatomidae.